CGGAUAGAGAAACAUUUCUCCCUUGGUCAUGUCUGUGAGUGGGUUUCAUCUUCCGGUCCUUCUCUGGUUGUNUUUCCACGGCAAUACGUCUGCCAAGCCCCGGCAAAACAGCACUCGGGUGCGGACCGUGUCACUGACAUCGUUGACCAANNACAGAACCCAUCUUUUGUGCUGCGAGCAAUCAAAGAUGUCGCAUUCGAAGAUAGAGAGAUUCCGAAACUUCGUGACGAACACGAAGUAAGAGUUCAGAUUGCGCAGACUGGAAUUUGUGGAAGUGAUUGCAGUUGGCAAAGAGGUCGCAUUGGAGAUUUCGUGCUGACGAGCCCGAUUGUGCUUGGUCAUGAAUCUUCCGGCACUGUUGUUGAGGUUGGGAAAGCAGUUCAGAAUGUAAAGCAGGGUGACAGGGUCGCCAUAGAACCUGGUGUCCCAUGUCGCAGAUGUGAUUACUGUCGUGACGGCAGUGAGUAUUCUUUCGGUCCCAAGUUCGCUGGACAAGAUACUGAUCGUGUCGUAGAGUACAACUUGUGUAACGACACUAUUUUUGCUGCCACGCCGCCAUGGGAUGGAACUCUUGCCAAAUUCUAUAUAGUUGCAAGCGACUAUUGUUACAAGAUACCGGAUUCAAUGAGUAUGGAAGAAGCUGCUAUGGUUGAGCCAACCGCUGUUGCUGUCCAGAUAGCAAAAGUUGCCGAUCUGAGAGCCAAUCAGACUGUGCUCGUCUUUGGAUGCGGACCUAUCGGUGUUCUUUGUCAGGCGGUAGCGAAGGCAUAUGGUGCUCAAAAAGUCAUCGGAGUCGAUGUCGUCAAAUCACGACUCGAUUUUGCCAAGUCAUACGGCGCCGAUGCCGUGUUUCUACCACCGAAGCCUGAUCAAGGUGUUGAGCCUGUUGAACAUUCCGAGAAGAUCGCAGCCAUGAUCAAGAAGGAUUUUGAUCUCGGCGAAGGAGCUGAUGUGGUCCUAGAGUGUACAGGAGCUGAGCCAUGCAUCCAAGCAGGUAUCUUUGCCGCAAAGAAAGGCGGCACCUACGUACAGGCCGGCAUGGGUAAGGAAAACGUACUUUUCCCCAUCACGACGGCUUGUAUCAGAGCACUCAACAUUCGAGGCUCUAUAAGAUACACCAAAGGCUGCUAUCCGGAUGCAGCCGAGCUAGUGGGUUCUGGGAAGAUCGAUGUCAAGAGAUUGAUCACCAACAGAUUCAAGUUUGAAGAGGCAGAGCAAGCCUUUGAACUUGUCAAAGCUGGUAGAGAAGAUGUUCUCAAGGUCAUCAUUGAAGGUGUCCAAGACUAG
This is a messenger RNA of Aureobasidium uvarum, 1287 nucleotides long. The record is from the annotation of a GenBank genome assembly. NCBI's taxonomy places the organism in Eukaryota, Fungi, Ascomycota, Dothideomycetes, Dothideales, Saccotheciaceae.